Molecule: messenger RNA, 1181 nt
Organism: Melampsora larici-populina 98AG31
Lineage: Eukaryota; Fungi; Basidiomycota; Pucciniomycetes; Pucciniales; Melampsoraceae
Exons: 2
Coding region: 21-1088 (355 amino acids)
Biological process (GO): lipid storage; phospholipid biosynthetic process; lipid droplet organization
Cellular component (GO): endoplasmic reticulum membrane
Source: RefSeq, a predicted model, not a curated record
CAUCAUUCAAACCUUCGACAAUGGCCUCUUUGCGCUCUAGAUCAAAAGAAAACAGCCAAGACUUCCAUUCAUCACCUCCACCAAAUCAAUCAGCAAAAUCUGAAGAACCCUCUCAGCAUUGGCUUCAACUUCGAGUCUUCAAUCUUCCCUUUCUCCCAGUACUGGCAUCGGCAGUCCUCUUCUUCACCAUUGUCCUCGGAACAUGUUACUCUUAUUCGCUGUACUCUAUCGAUAACCCCAACCUACCGAUUCAUCAACUUACUCGAAUUCCAACCUCAUCACUUGUUUCAACACAUAACGCUCAUCCUUCAGUUCCUAGUUCAACCCUACCUUACUUUGCCAAAAAAUCAAACUUCUUCAAUCAAACUUUUGUUAAAUUAGGAUGGGCAUGGACAAGUUUAGCCGUCUGGGCCCACCUUAUCCUAUUUGCUACUCAUCAUACAAGUCAUUCAAAGGCAACUGAGGAGUCCGAAAAGCGUAUCAACGACUCUAGACAGUCCACAAACGGAUCACAGACCCAAAUUCAAUCUAAUCACGUGGCUCGAUCAAUGACACUUUACUGUACAGCUACUGCCCUCUGGAUCUUUCUUACACAGUGGUUCUUUGGAAGUAGCCUUAUCGAUCGACUCUUAGUUCUAACUGGAGCCGAGUGUGUACCAAGCAUGAUACAUCCGAAUGAGGGACCUGAUAAGCUCAAGAUCGCCGCUACUAAACUUUCCAACGCUUACUGUGAGCGCAGGUGGGGCCAACGCUUACCUGGACUGGAUUCGUUUACCAUUGCGACUCAUCGGCCAUACUGGAGUGGUGGCAUAGAUAUCUCUGGACACGCCUUCUUACUCUCAUUCUCAAUCCUAUUGAUCCUCUCCACUCUGGCCCCAUCAAUCCGACUCUUAUGGUCUUCCAAACCAAUUCCAACCCCCUAUCGAGUAGGAGUGUAUGCCAACCUAACUUUAGUAGGAAUUUGGUGGUGGAUGUUGUUGAUGACUAGCUUAUACUUUCAUGGUCCUGCCGAAAAAGCUGCAGGUUUGGUGGUAGGUGUAGGGGCUUGGUGGAUUUCAGAGAUGACUGUAGAUAAGUUAAUGGGUUAAACUGUAUACAAUUUUGUUGAAAAUAUUUCACUAUCAGAUUUUGCUUGUUAUCUGUAUUUUUUUCCCUAAUGAUUCAAAGUGUCACACCCCUCU